Messenger RNA from Suillus clintonianus, 564 nucleotides. RefSeq lists its product as uncharacterized. The record is from RefSeq and is a predicted model, not a curated record. The transcript has a single exon. NCBI's taxonomy places the organism in Eukaryota, Fungi, Basidiomycota, Agaricomycetes, Boletales, Suillaceae. The annotation marks the transcript as partial.
GGCGAGGACCUCAGCAUCAACGACAAAGACAUCUUGCGUGCUGUUGCAUAUAAAAUCAAGUCACAUACCACAGAGGCAAAUUUCAACAUGCUACAGUUUGCUUUUCCCUCUGCCAAUGUUCCGAGCCUUAAAAAGGCAAAAUCCCGAGUCGCAUUUCUAUCAGGACUAGAGCCUCGGCAUCGUGACUGUUGUGUCAACUCGUGUUGUUGUUUUGUUGGACCAAAUGAAGAUCUUGAAGUCUGUCCGCACUGCAGUGCACCACGUUACCAGUCAAACGGGCAGCCACAAAAACAGUUCUCCUAUGUGCCUGUCAUCCCACGACUCGUCUCUAUGUUUCAGAAUCCAGCAUUAGCAUCCAAAAUGAAAUACCGUGCCCAUGAUCACAUACACACCCCUGGAUCUAUCAGUGACAUCUUCGAUGGUUCAUGGUACCGUGAGCUGCUCACGAAAAAUGUUGUCAUCAACGGAACCACAAUGCCAUUCACUCACUUUGAUGACACUCGAGAUAUUGCCCUUGGUUUGUCCACUGAUGGAUUUGCCCCUUUCCGUCGUCGCAAAACCACA